This is a messenger RNA of Striga hermonthica, 2199 nucleotides long. The record is from the annotation of a GenBank genome assembly. NCBI's taxonomy places the organism in Eukaryota, Viridiplantae, Streptophyta, Magnoliopsida, Lamiales, Orobanchaceae.
AUGGACAAUUCUGACGAACCCAACAAGUUGUCUUCCACCCAAGACGAGCCCUCAUCCACCGCCACCGCUGCCGCCCAACCUCUCCCCUCCAAAUCCUACCCGCCGCUUGAGCCGCCCAUCACCUCCAUCUCCGAACACGAACAAGAACAAGAAGACCAAUCAAAGUACUUUCAGAUAUGCUACAGUUACGACCCUUGCUCCAUUAAAGACUUGCAUUUUCUCCUUCUGCUUUAUCUCCUCCUUCUCUGCACCCUCGUCUUUGGAAGUUUUGCUUUUGUCCAUCGAAACACUAACCGCCACCAAAUUUCGUCUUUCGUCUACAAUACGACGCCCACGACCUUAAAUUCUAUAAGUUCGAUUCUUGUUAAGAGCUUGAUAUGGACACUUGUGAAAACCCUGCUUUUAAGCGCCCCGUUUGUGCUCUUCGUGCUUACGCUGCUCAAACGCUAUGAUGUGGAAAAAGGUAGCUAUCAGAAUUCAUGCUCUGACCAAUCUACCCCUAGGGGACUCACCCGGCCGAGACGCUCGCUCGAAUACACCUCCCGCUCGAGACAGUCGCCCGAAUAUGGCCGCUCGACUCCCACCAGCAGCAACACACCUUCCCCUACCAACAUAAGCCUCAACUCCACUCCUUUCAGCAGCCACAGCAACUCACCUGACCACAAAGCCCCCAAUUUCGCCCUAAUGCAGUCAUCCAAUUUUGUGAAUAUGAGGGGCCGGACGUUGGAUAGCAUGCCUCACUUCUUGUCUGGGUCGAGUGAUCCCUCGGAGGAGCAGAGUUACCAGUCAGACCUUUCAUAUGAGCUCAUGGACCAUUCAAAGCUUUCGGAUGCAUCUGGGAGCUCGACUGCCUCGGCAGCUGAGCUAGAGGAUGAACUGAGGAGGAUGAAAGUGGAGUUGAAACAGAUAUUGGAAAUGUACAAUGUGGCUUGCCAAGAAGCUGAAUCUGCAAAAGAAAAGGUCCGGGAAAUUAUCAAAUGGGACACUGAGAAGGCAAGCAGGCUAGCCGAGGCCAAGCACGUGCGUGAUGCUGCACUAGCUGUCGUGGAGAGGGAGAAGAGCAAGUGCAAAGCCGCUGUCGACAUAGCCCACCGGGCCCAGCACAUAGCUGAGCUCGAGUCUGAGAAGAGGAAGCGGGCCGAGCGCAAGUUCCAGCAUGAGUCAGAGGAGAAGCAGAAGGCCAUGGAUGCCCUGGCCCGCUGUGGGGUCCGGUGCAGGCGCUACUCCAUAGAGGAAAUCGAGGCUGCCACCAACUACUUCUCACCCUCGGACAAGAUCGGUGAAGGCAGUUAUGGGCCCGUUUACAAAGGCAUGAUCGAUCACACGCCAGUUGCGAUUAAGGUGCUGAGGUCGGAUAUAUCGGAAGGUCACAAACAGUUCCAACAAGAGGUGGAGGUAUUGAGCCGUAUGCGCCACCCAAACAUGGUCAUCCUCUUGGGCGCCUGCCCCGAGUACGGCUGCCUCGUGUACGAGCACAUGGACAACGGAUCCCUCGAAGACCGCCUCCUCCGCUCACCCCCCCUCCCGUGGCCCUCACGAUUCCGCAUCGCAGCCGAGGUGGCGACGGCCCUCAACUUCCUUCACCAGACGAAACCCGAGCCCCUCGUCCACCGUGACCUGAAGCCCGCUAACAUCCUCCUCGACCGCAACCACAUUGCCAAGAUCAGCGAUGUUGGGCUGGCCCGACUCGUCCCCCCUCCCGACCCCUCCACCUCUGCCACGCAGUACCGUCACACAGCAGCCGCCGGCACUUUCUGCUACAUCGACCCCGAGUACCAGCAGACGGGCAUGCUGGGGACCAAGUCUGACGUGUACUCGCUAGGUGUGCUACUGCUGCAGCUGGUCACGGCACGACCACCAAUGGGGCUGACUCACCUGGUUGGGACCGCCAUUGAGGAGGGGAGGUUUGGGGAAGUGCUGGACCCGGCUGUAGAGAACUGGCCGCUCGAGGAAGCCCUGUCGCUCGCCAGGCUGGCACUCAGGUGCUGUGAGCUGAGGAGAAGGGAUCGGCCGGAUCUCGACAGGGUGGUGCUGCCGGAGCUGGAGAGGUUGAGAGAUGUGGGGCGCCAGGUGAAGCCGCCUGCAAGGUCGUAUUACAUGUACAUGGCGGAGGAUGGUGUGAGCUUUCAGGAGAGCACGGAUUCGAGUCAGGAAAGGGGGACUAGCUUCGAAACAGAACCAGAAUUCCAAAGCAAAUAA